ACGCUUCGUGCGGGUUUAGACGAGGAAUGCGUUCGGGAGAGAUGAGAGAGAUGGGAGAGAGAUGAGAGAUGGGGCGGUGCGGCGUGGAAGGCCGCCGGGUUUUUGCGGAUCCGCGGAUUGCCGCGCCGGGUUUCGCGAUCCGCAUUUUCGGUGAAGGAGUGGUGAUGGUUGUGGGUUGUUGUUGAUGGUUGUGGAUUGUUGUUGAUGGUGGUGGUUGUUGUGGGUGGUGGUUGUUGUGGGUGGUGUGUGUGGGGGGGGUUUGCUUCGGGUUCGCGAUGAAAACAACGCGGCUUUGCAGUUUUAGCGGCAGCGAUAACAAACAGGGCCCCCUCCUCCCCAACCCGAACACUUUAAACGGAGAUACUCGCGACGACGACGACUCGAGAGAGAGAUAAAAGUACUUGUGCGUGCGUAUCGAUAACUCAUCUAAUAGGGACACUUUGCAAGGGGGUAGUGGUGGUGGUUUUGGGGGUGGUGGUAGUGGUGGGUUAGGGGGUUGGUGACGCCGGUUGUGUUUUUUUUGUAUCAAUCUGCGGCACAAGCGACGACUUUUUAAGUUGUGUUCGUGUGUGUGGUGUACACCGGCGGUGCACGCCGCGUGGACUGUAAGGAAGCCGGGUUCUUAGUCUUCGUUUUUAGCGGGAGGAGGAGGGGGGUGGUGUUGUUGUGUGGGGAAGAGCCCCCCCCCACCUCAUUUAGUAUAAAAUAUAUUUUAUUUUAUUUGCCUUCGGGCAACAAUUUUUUUUAAAAAUACCAGCAAAAAGGUACGAGAUCAACAACAACAACAACCUAUAGGAACACCAGCUACAAGUAAGCUAAAUAGAUAACAAAUUCCUCGCCCGCAAUCAAAAUUUGUUUUAAAUUUUAGUCCGCCCACGACCACCACCACCACCACGACCACCACCACCACGACCAUCACCACAACCAUCACCACCACCAUCACCACGACCACAACCACCACGACCACCACCAUGAGCUCGGCACGACACGGCAGGGCCCCGUCUCACCCGGGCGCAGUCGGCAUCGCCGGGCCCGGCGGUGGCCGCCCUCCUCCCUGUGGCCCCGUCGGGGUCAAGGUCGAGGUCAAGGUCGAGGUCAGGUCACGAGGAGUCGACGAUCCGGGCUGGGAGCCUCCGGGCCGUGGUGACGGCUGCCGCAACGGAGAUUCCGGCUUCCCAGGCCGGCACAAGAUCUCCCUGCUGAACGGCUUCGAUUCGCCCGAGCUCAUGGAGACGAGGGAGAGCCCUCGUGGCAAGGACGACGCAAGCAGCGUGGACGCCGCCGAACCGAUCGCCGACGGCCAGCCGCCCACGAAGCCAAGCCUGGGAGCGGACGGAUGGGGGAGAGCCGUGUCCUCCAGCAUCGAUGUCCCCAAGUCCAGAACCGGGUGGAAUGAGCCCAAGAUGGACCACGUGAUGGCCGCGAUGGUGCUGACCAGCCUGUCCUCCAGCUGCCCUAGCGCGUCACCUGGGUCCCUCACCAUGCCGGCCUUCAACACCCCGGACGCACCCCUCCCCUCGGAGCCAGCUCCCAAGUUCUUCUGUGCCAGCUCCUGGCCCGAGCACGACGCCACGUCUGUGAGCUGCGGCGGCAGUGACGACGGCAGAGGUGGCGGCGCUUCCCGCGUGGCCGAGUGCGGUUGGGACGCGGCCAGCACCGACCGCCGCUCCCAGCCGUCCACGCCAUCGCCCAAGCCGCUGGCUCAUGAUGCAAUCCUGCCCUUCCGUUUCGAGUCCGGGUCCUCCGAGCAGCGCGGAGAUGACGACCUGACCACCGGGCGGCAGCAGCAGCAGCAGCAACCGCAGCAACAAACGCAGCAGCAACCGCAGCAGCAACUGCAGCAGCAACCGCAGCGGCAGCAGCAGCCUCCGCAGCAACAGCGCCAGCGUGUGAAACACGAGGCUGAUAUGGCUGGCAGGUGCCGUAACCAGCCGCAGCCGCCACCGCCGCCACCGUCAUUUCUCGCCACGUCUGGCGCGACGGGGAAAUGUGCGGCGCACGGAGCCGUGGUCGCUUCGUUCGCUCGGCCGGCGCUGAAAGCAAAGGAGCCCAAGGCCGCGUCCAAAACGUUCUUCAACGGCUCGCAGGCGCGCGGCAUCAGCGGCACGCUCCCCGCGCGCUUGCCUCCGUCGAGCGAGCACGCACCGCCGCCGCUGCCCGUGCGCCAGCCCGACAGCACGUGGGAAGCUCGGGGCGCUGGCGGCACCGCCGCCACCGUCGGUGGGGGGCAGCCCCCCCCCGUGUUCCUGUGCGGCGCUGCAAGGGGGGGCGGCGCCGACGGCGCCGGCUUCAGAGUGGCGAACGUGAGGAUGAGCGAGGACGGAGACAUGGAGGGGGGCUCGUUUUUGGACGAGCCGUCGCCCAGGAAGAGAAAGAACUCGUUGAAGGUGAUGUUCCAGUGCAUGUGGCCCAACUGCGAGAAAGUCCUGAGCACCGCGUCGGGGAUGCAGAGACACAUUCGCCGACUGCAUCUUGGCCGCAACAGUGACUCGGACCUGAGCGACGGCGAGGAGGACUUCUACUACUCGGAGAUGGAGGUGAACAUGGACUCGCUGACGGACGGACUCAGCAGCCUGGCGCCCGUGUCCCCCACGGCGGUGAUAGCGCCGCCCGUCUUCCCUGCGCCGUCGUCGCCGCCGCCGCCGUCGUCGCUGCACCCGUCGGGGGUGUGCCGCUCGCACAGCAUGGCCGGCAAGAGGGAGCCGCACCCUCCCACGCAGCUCAGCCGCUCGGCGCCCACCAGCUUCUGGCACCCGGUGCACACGGACCACGCGUACCAGGCUUGCGGGCCACUCCUUGACACCAUGUCUCCGCCAGGCGCCGGUACCAUAUUUGGAACGUUGAGGCUGCAGCUGGAAGGUGGUGCCACGGCUGCGUGCGACGCGUCGGGGUUCCCGAUGCGCGUCCGCACGCUCAGCAGUUCGGAGCACCGGCCCCCCGGCACCCCUGGCGCUGCCGCCUGCCGUCUGCACGCGUCGCUCUCGCCAUCGCCCAAGUCACUCGCCCCCGGCCGGAAAAGCCGCGGGGAGGCCAAGAAGUGCCGCAAGGUGUACGGCAUGGAGAACAAGGACAUGUGGUGCACCGCGUGUCGCUGGAAGAAAGCCUGCCAGCGGUUCAAUGACUGAGCUCCGAAAGCCUCUUCCUUCCAACACUUUACCACCCACCAUAACCCCACCCCCCACCACAUACUCCAGGCGUUCGGUUCGGUGUGUUUCGAUCGGUCGCAGGUUUUACCGAGACUCUCGUUUUUGCCCCGGCAUUAUUACGAUCGUCCCGCGUUGGUCUGCGUCCACCCUUUUGCACUAUGGGACGCUUGAGGUGGUGAGGUGGGAGAAUGAAACUUAAAAAAAAAACAAUGCUGGCGACACUUUUCUGCGGUAGAGCUCGGGUGCGCGUGCUGUGGUUGGGUUUUUUUUUUUGUAAUUCACGGAAUCGGAUGGAGGGUUUGUACUGGAACGACGCGACUCGCUCCCGACACAGUUGCCACUCGAAACCUCCAGCAAAAGUACACGACGUCAAUUUUUGCCCCUUUUUUCAAAUUUUCCUUUGAAAAGUGGUCAACGUGGCUGCCAAAGCGUGGCACGCGACCGCCACCGGAAAUUCUCGGCCCCGUUUGCCGAGGACGAUAGCCUACAGCUCCCCCCGCCUCCCCUCUCGCUCCAUCUUCCAUCUUCGUUGUGAGCCUCUGCGGCCGAGGCUCGUGUUGGGUUUGCCAUGCCGGUAGUUUUACGAGGAGAGAAAACGUUAUUCUCCACUGCCUCUUCUCUUGGCGCCAACCCUGCAACGUCUUCGCUGUGCAAGAGAAUAUACGCGAGCCCGCGCCCUUGUUGGGCACCUGAAUGUACGCUUGCGACAAACGUCGAAGGGCGCGUAGCGGAGUGGAAUCCAGGAACCCCCCGGUAGGGCUUUUGAAGAAUUGUUAACUUUCUCAAGUUUUAAUUGCGCGGGGAUUAUUAUUUUUGUUCCCAUUCCUUGCGACUCCAGCAGAGGCGCUCGGUAACGAAUCGUCGUGUGUCUUGCCGUACAGAAGCGUUCGUGCGCCACGGACAAAACCUCGAUCCGAUUUUCUGGGCAGCCUGUAUCACGCGUUCGUCAAGCGCACAUUGGCGCAAGAGCUUGGUGCUUACAUCGGUCACACUUGUUUUGUGCUUGCCCAAUUGGCCUUUUGGAGACGGCAGGGAUAUCAUGAAGUCAAAGCAAGGUCAACUUGCAUGGGGUUAUAAUUUUUUUGUCGCUGCAGCUGGCUUUGUUCGUAGGCUGCUUCCGCAGGCUCUCCGGGAAGAGAGACGACUCCGUCGAACUCGUCUGCCUUCGGGUUCGUGUGAGCGGUUGUCGUUCGGCGCCGUGGUUUUCGACGUGCGGAGAAGCGCGUCGCGUUGCCGCCGCCGGCCGCCUGUCGCGUCGAUGGAAGUCGGCGAGGAAGAGAAGAAAAAUAUGCAAACGUUGUACAAGCGCUUAACGCGGCUCCUCGCAUUCGUUUGGCAGCGCGUGCCCGUAAUUGUCUUUUCAAUGCCAGGACCUCUUACAGAGCAGGAAUGUUAAAACGGUGAUACAGAAUGAAUGUAAUCGUGACGAUGGAUGGGUGGUAGCGUGCCCCCCCCUCCCACCAAGCCGUGUGCCCCCGCUGCUGCUGCUGCUGCUCCCCUUUCCCUCCCUGGAGCAACGUAUCCCUGACGUCGGCGUCCCGAGGUUGGGGCGAGCGGGGACCCCUCGGCCACGCGGCAGCGCCCAGCUGUCGGCUGCUUUGUGUAGAUCGCCGGGCACGUUCAAGAGACAUUUCAUCCUUUUUGCCUUUUUCUUUCCUGUGACCAAAAAAACCACGGGUCUCUCAUUUUGUAAGAAAAUGUACAAGCACGACUCUUUAAAACAAAAACAAGACCUCAUUUCGAGCAUUUGUUCACGAAGGAACAUUUCUAACAACUUCUCAAAAACGUGUGAUGGUUAUUGUUAUUUUUCUCUCUCUACCACCGCCGCCGUCAACGUGUUUUAGUUACCUGCAGCUUUCUCUCGGGGACCCUCUGCAAUGUCUUUGGAGUAGUCGUUAGCGGCGAUAAUUUUAGGCUCGGACACGGCGCUCUUCCCCUGCCCGUCGGCUUGUAUAACAACGCAACGGCUACGCAUUCAACAAAUACAAAUGCUUUAAACUGUAGAACAAGCCGGCGCCCUUUCUGUAACGAGCCAGUGUGCGUGCGUGUGCGUUUCCAUGGGAAGAUGCUCGUCAAUGCGGGUGAAAAUAGCAGGUCCGUGAUGGUAAAUGUUUAAAGCUGGUGCGCACGCGUAACUGUUGAUGAUGUUCUCUUUUGUAAUACUUGGCAGGGGUUUAAAGAGGAUUUUUCUACACUCGGAUCUGCCACGGAAGAGCACAGACUUGUGUGACCGCGCAUCGCUUAGCCGGGCUGCACAAUGGGCUGUAAAGAAUGUAGGGGGUUUUUAUGCGAGGCUGUGAAUUCAUUUGUUUGAGUCAGUUUGGCAAGCCACGUUCACCGUUUGCUGCGGCGGCAGUGUCCAAAAUGUGUGUUUGUACGGAGUGGCGUAAAAAAAUAUAUAUAUCCGGGGUGUCAUGAUUCGUCAACACAGCUCUUAUAAAAGUAAUUGCACAUUUGUGUGUAUUGAAGCGUAAGGAUGUAUUAGCAACAGCAGCAACGGUAGUAGUAGUCGUAGUGGUGAAUAGUUAUUGAAUAGUAUUAAUAGAUACAAUAUAUAUACGUAAGAUGAACGUCUUCUUCAAGCAGCAUUUUUGAGAAGAGGCCAAGAACUGUGUCCACCGUCGACGUUUUGGGUAAUAACUGGUGUAACGAUGUGCCUGCACUUGUAGUCUCGGGACGCCGUCUCUGCUAUGGGCUAGCGGUGUGGUCCGCAUGGUGCGAGGCGGAGGGAGCCGGGCGCUUGGCUGAUGUAAAGGUGCAUGGCAUUGGAUGCCUAGUUUCAACGAUGUCUUCCCCCCCCACCCCAACCUCCGAUUACAAUGCCGCAUUGGCCACGCGUGGGGUCCUGAACUGCCGAGAAUGGCACCGCGUUUAAGUGUUUAAAGUGGUGUCUGAAACCAUCAAGCCACCGCAGUUUCAAAAGUUCUCCCUGCUGUCGUGUGAGCGGCCUGUCCUCCCUCCCCUACUGCUUUCCACCCCUUAACCGUUAUUAGAUACGCAACGGUACGGCGAUCGGGAGUGAAAGUGGCGUCCGACACUAAGCACUUAUGUAACGGAACCUGACUGUGGAUGUACAUAGAUGGGGCGGUGUGUGUGUGUGCGUGUCGUGGUGCUGGCCACCCAUCCCUCUCGUGUGCCGUGCCGGCCUUCAUGGGUGCUCGCCUAACAGCACUUACACCCCCGAGAGUCUGUUAAGGCUCAUCCGGGGCGGGUGGUGGUCUUUGUCUUUGCGUGCCCCGUGAGCGUGUCCCGUAGAGAGGGGGGCGCGAGCCACUCCGGGUUGGGUGGCGACGAUCCCCCCUUUUUGCCAGCCCACACACGGGGGGGUGGGAAUGUGCCUUAGUCUGUCUGUGCAUCACCAGCACAACCUUUCGAAGACCAAAUUGCCAAAACCUGCUCGAAGUUGAUACGCAUUUAUUUCUCUUUCUCCUUGCUAGAUCGGGAUAAGCUAUAGAUUUGUAAACAAACAAUAUAUAUAAAAUCGAGUCCAGUACCAUCGUUUUUACUUUCUAGUAUUUUUUUUUCAGUCGUCCGUAUGCACCCACCCCGAGGACAACUCCAGACGGUGGUGGUAUGGGCGGCUUCUCAUUGUGUUCACCGUGUCUUUAGGUUUUGCCUAGUUUGUGUGUUUGUGUGUGUGCGCGCGCGAUGAGUAUUUAGGCCAUGAUGCAGUCGGGCAAAUUGUAGGGAGCGGUGGCGUUAGCGGUCAGCGCGCUGCGCUAUGAACCCGGUGACCCGAGUUCGAUUCCCGCUCACGGCCAACACCGGUGAACCGGUCAUGGGGCCUCCUCCUCGGUCGACUCGGCCUCAAUUGAGUACCUGGUGCGAUUGUGUAAACAUCCAUGGGGAGACAAAGGCGGGCGAGCGUGGUGUUGGCCACCCACCACCCCCUCGUGUGCCGUGCCAGCCUUCGUAGGCGCUCGCCAACAACACUUGCCCCAACGGUCUGUUCAGGCUACACGGAGGAGGGGAAUCUUUGUCUUUGAUGGGUAUUUAGGGCCACGAUGGAAGUCGGGGCGAGCAUUGCUCUCAUUCACCUCCGACGGCGAUGGCUUCAGUUUCUUUGAUUGUGUGUUAAGGAAAAGCAAAAGCAUGCGGUGUAAUCAGUCGUUGCCAAAAUCUUAAUGAAAUGCUGAAUUUUUCUGCCAACUCCUAAGUGGGCAACUGAGAUGGCGUCUGCCGGUCAAGUGACGGGAGGUCAAGACUGCGCCAAGGUUCGCGUGCUCGGCUGAGACCGAUUCGUUAAAUAAAAUUAAUAUUUCGAGAAAUGUUUGUUUUAAUUGGGCUCGACAGCUGCGCUGCUCGCUGGCACGUUCAAGUCUCGAAUCCGGACGAAACGAUCUCGCGCCCCCCGCGCUCCCUCCUGGUGGCCGUCACCAAUGACGGCUUCUGUCAUCUGAUCACGGAGGGUGGUAACGUGAAUAGCCCACGGCGGUGCGCCCUGUAGACCGACCGACCGACCGUCCAAUUCCACUUUGAUCCCCAUUUGCCGCAGUGGCUCGUGUCGUCACUGUCGCCGAUGCUGCCAGCGACUUUCCCCCACUCACCACCCCCCCCCCCCCUACAAGUUUGCCCUCGUGUAUCUUGGCAUUUAACUUUCCGAUGCUUGGCAGGACGUGUGGUGUUUACGAGUGUGUGUGUGCCCGUGGGGGUGGGCGGUGUAGUGGGGAACGGUGGUGUAGCGGUCAGUGCGCUGCGCUACGAACCCGGGUUCGAUUCCCGCUCACGGCCAACACCGGUGACGAUUAUCUGGAACCGGUCCCUGGCCUCAAAUGAGUACCCGGUGCGAUGCGUAAACGUCGCCACUGGGGAGACAAAGACGGCCGGGGGUGAUGCUGGCCACACCCACCCCCUCGUGUGCAUUGUCGGCCUUCAUAGGUGCUCGCUAACAGCACUUGCCCAAACGGCCCGAUAAGGGUAUACGGGGGAUCUUUGGCUUUGUGUGUGGGGGGGGGUAUGGGCCACGUGGUCGCAGGCGCGUGCGCUGUUGGAUUGCCGGUCGUGUGCUGGGUGAGCCGUCUCGAAGCCAAAAAAAAUAACUCAAAAUGCUGCUAUUGCGACAACACUGCUAGCAUUCCUUUUCCACGUGUCAUGCAAAAAAACCAUAUUACGUCUCGGUGGACGGCAGUAUUACUGAUCUAUUUUUUUACUGUACACGGUGGAAUUUCUUUUUCGUUUUUGUUAAGUUAUAAAACAAAUUAGAACUUUAGUUGAAAACUAUUUCAGUUUCGGAUACAAUUUUUUUUUGCCGCAAAAGGAAUUGUUCAACAGUGGAUAUACCAUCUCGUAACGUUGUUUUUUGUUCGUUGUUUCAUGAAAGUGGAUUGUAACUAACGUGUGGCCGUGUUCAUAUGUCGGUGAUGGAGGGGCGGCGGGCAUGGUGGUGUGGGUGGGUGGCCCAGCCAGUGGCACUGGCGCGCAAUAUGUGACCCCGCUCGACCGAUAAGCAUUGCGCCAACAUCAUCCCACGCUCCCUUCAGUUCAUUUCUACAAGGCGGCAUUGGGUUGGAGCCGGGUUGCCACUGCGUUCGCCACCCACCGCCUCCUCUCCGCAAAUUAUUUAAAUCGUGGCAUCGUGUUCCCUCGCCCACACCCGGUGGGAAGCGACGAUGCACGCAGAGCAGCGUGGAACGUACCUAUCUUUUUUUUUUGCGUGGAGGGGUUGAAGUGUUAGAUUGCGCAAGGAUCUAUUGGAUGGAGAGAAUGUUGUAUCUGAAUGUAGCCUCCCCCCCCCACACACACAUACACCCCCCCCCCCAAUCGAAUGUGGGAUUAAAGUCUUGUCUUCUAUAAUUGACUCCUUUCGUGUAUGAUUAACACUGUGAAUGCAAGUCCAACAAAGUGAAGCCGAAAAUAGUUUCUAUAAUAAUACUACGAAAAAAAUAUAUGAAAAAAAUAUGUCGCUUGGAUUGUGAUCUGCGCGCUCAUUACUCUAUGCGCCUCUUUGUAAAUCUCUACACUGACGUUUUCUACUGUAAUACUUUUUUUUUGUACAUACACAAGUUUGACGCGAGGACAAAAAACGGACGGCACUUUGUGAAUGGACCCCUGUGUUUGUGAACGGCGCGCUCUGGAUGCAGACAUUGACGGGUGGCCUUUUAUUGUGUGGCUGGUGGUAUGGAACGUGGCCAGCGUGUGUCGAAUGGCCCCCUGUCUGUGGACGGCUUUGCUCCGUUUUGACUGUUUAUUCGUUCAUUAUUGUAUGUCCGACGUCUGAAUUUACUGUGUAAACCUGCCCGCUUAAUCCAAAUAAAGGCAAAUGCUUCGAUUA
Molecule: messenger RNA, 9417 nt
Organism: Lethenteron reissneri (Far Eastern brook lamprey)
Lineage: Eukaryota; Metazoa; Chordata; Hyperoartia; Petromyzontiformes; Petromyzontidae
Product: zinc finger protein 704-like
Biological process (GO): regulation of transcription by RNA polymerase II; potassium ion transport
Cellular component (GO): membrane; nucleus
Molecular function (GO): voltage-gated potassium channel activity; DNA-binding transcription factor activity; RNA polymerase II cis-regulatory region sequence-specific DNA binding
Source: RefSeq, a predicted model, not a curated record